Macrobrachium nipponense is the source of this 5270-nucleotide messenger RNA. RefSeq names its product cGMP-dependent protein kinase, isozyme 2 forms cD4/T1/T3A/T3B-like (gene for). The record is from RefSeq and is a predicted model, not a curated record. Gene Ontology annotation, molecular function: cGMP-dependent protein kinase activity; ATP binding. The transcript is spliced from 15 exons. Gene Ontology annotation, biological process: protein phosphorylation. Lineage: Eukaryota; Metazoa; Arthropoda; Malacostraca; Decapoda; Palaemonidae. Bases 458 to 2752 code for a protein of 764 amino acids.
GGAAGGUAGUGUGAGGGCAGGUUCGGGAGUGAGUGUAUCCAUCUCUCACUCUCAGUAGCGUGUGGUAAACCACAGUGAAAACAUUCGGGCAGUGCCGCUGUCCGCCUCAUUGUUGAAAGGAUUUUGAAGUUGACAUCUUUUCACAAGUUUAAACUAGCGAGCAUUAUUUCUACGGCUUUCCAGCAAUUUUGUUGAAAAUGUAUAAUACGUUCGAGUGAAAUAUGGUGACUAAUAGUGGAAUGUGUAUAGUGAUUUUCGUUAAAGGAACUUCGUUGUGUGAUUAUUGCUGUACAUCUGUAAUUGCAAUCGUCGAAAAUAGAAUAAUGGGUGUUGUGUUCUGGCGAUGAUCAAAGUGAUAAUGGUGGUAGUAAUGAAUUAUACCAUAGUGAAGUGAUGUGGGUUUGAGAUCUCUCUGAUAUUAUCAUAAUUACCGCCAUGCUAUGGUAAUCGAGCCACCAUGCAGAAGUGGUUUAAACCUCGUAGUGGUAGUGGCGAUGGAGGGUCUAGUGGCAGGAGCUCUCCGGUGUCCUUCACCUCGUCCUCGGGAGGGAGUAGUAAAGGACGAGCAUCCCUAAAGGAAACCCAGGCAGCUCUGACAGCCGCCCUCGAGGAGCUCAGUCUCAAGGACAGUGUCAUCGAGCGCUUGCAGGUGGAGCUGGAAGAGAAGGACACCACCAUCGCCACCCUCAACACGCAGUUGGAUAAGCUGCGGUCGGUGCUGCCGCCGCCCACGGGACAGAGAUCGCACGUCGUCAACGGCAAGCGGCUGUCUUUGCGGUCAGUCACUUUGCGCAACAACAACAACGAGCACCAUAACCGCGCCAGCUUGCAGAACGAGCAGUGCUUCAACACCCCCGUCCUUCGGCACAACAGGAUCGAGGGUGUCAGCGAAGGCGCUGAAGCCAGACCUAAAAGGACUGCCAUUUCGGCCGAGCCCACAGACAACGACUACGACGAAUACUAUGAUCCAGACUAUAACCCUGUCGUCGUUCCGAAGUCUGAGGAGUCGAAAGAACUCCUACGACAAGCCAUCUUAGAAAAUGACUUCCUCAAGAACCUGGAGAUGGGCCAGGUUAAAGAAAUCGUCGAAUGCAUGUACAGCGUCGAGUAUGCUGCGGGCGCCCUCAUCAUCAAGGAGGGUGACAUUGGCUCCAUACUCUAUAUUAUGGAAGAGGGUCGCGUGGAAGUUAGCAAAGAAGGAAAGCUGCUAUGUUACAUGUCGCCAGGAAAAGUGUUUGGCGAACUUGCCAUCCUCUACAACUGCAAGCGCACAGCCACCAUAAAAGCCGCCACCGGUUGCAAACUCUUCGCAAUCGACCGCAAAUGUUUCCAGACCAUCAUGAUGAGGACGGGACUCAUCAGGCAGGCGGAGUACACCAACUUCCUCAAGAGCGUACCCACGUUCCAGGCGUUACAAGAAGAGACACUUAUCAAAAUUGCCGAUGUCCUGGAAGAGACCUACUACAGCCAGGGUGAUUACAUCAUCAGACAGGGAGCCAGGGGAGACACGUUCUUCAUCAUCAGUAAAGGCAGAGUUCGGGUGACUAUGAAGAACCCAGGAACUCUGGAUGAGAAGCACAUUCGGUAUCUAGAGAAAGGGGAAUUCUUCGGAGAAAAAGCACUUCAGGGAGAGGACAUCCGUACAGCCAACAUAAUUGCAGAUGAUCCAGAUGGUGUUACUUGCUUAGUUAUCGAUCGUGAGUCCUUCAAACAGCUUAUUGGCAAUCUGGACGAAAUUCAACAACGUCAUGGAACAGUCGACAAAACGAGAAGGAAAUUGAAUGAAGAGUUCACAAACAUAAAACUGACAGACCUACGUAAAAUUGCUACUCUUGGUGUUGGUGGUUUUGGCCGUGUCGAGUUAGUGCAAAUUGCUGGGGACUCCAGUCGGUCCUUCGCUCUUAAGCAGAUGAAGAAGAGCCAAAUUGUUGAAACAAGACAGCAGCAACACAUAAUGUCAGAGAAAGAGAUCAUGAUGGCAGCAAAUUGCGACUUCAUUGUUAAGUUGUACAAGACAUUCAAGGAUCGCAAGUAUUUGUACAUGCUUAUGGAGUCUUGUCUUGGAGGAGAAUUGUGGACAAUCUUGCGGGACAGAGGAAAUUUUGAUGACCAAACAACACGGUUCUAUACAGCUUGCGUGGUUGAAGCUUUUGAUUAUCUGCACUCCCAAGGUAUCAUCUACCGUGACCUUAAGCCAGAAAACCUGCUUCUCGAUCUAAAGGGAUAUGUCAAACUUGUAGAUUUUGGCUUUGCAAAGAAACUACAGGUUGGAAGAAAGACAUGGACAUUCUGUGGAACUCCUGAAUAUGUAGCACCAGAAGUAAUUUUGAAUAAGGGUCAUGACAUUUCUGCAGAUUACUGGUCUCUUGGAGUCCUUAUGUUUGAACUCCUCACAGGAACCCCUCCAUUCACUGGUCCAGAUCCAAUGAAAACCUAUAAUUCUAUCUUGAAAGGCAUUGAUGCUGUUGAGUUUCCCAGAAACAUCACAAAGACUGCAAAUGGACUUAUCAAGCGGCUUUGCAGAGAUAAUCCUGCAGAACGUUUAGGUUACCAGAGAGGAGGAAUUAAGGAUAUUCAGAAACACAAGUGGUUUGAAGGUUUUUAUUGGGAGGGACUGAAGAAUCGCAGUUUAACUCCACCUAUUGUCCCAAAUGUUCGUUCUGUGAUUGACUGCAGCAAUUUCGACGAGUAUCCCCCGGAUACUGAAGGACCUCCUCCAGAUGAUAACUCGGGUUGGGAUAUAGAUUUUUAAGCAAGGACUUGUUUGCGGUUAGUAAGUUAAUCUCGUUAAAACCUUACAGAAUCUAUUUCCUGAAAGCUAAAGUAAACUUACUGGGUCAGUUGCAGUUUGUGUCCAUGUGUUGUGACAUAAGUGCCACAAUAAUGAUGCCGUAUGGAUAUGCAUCAGUUGCCUGCUUGACAACUCUCAGCAAGUUGAGAGAACACAGUCACAUAGAUUCUGUAUUUUCUAACGGCUGCAUAUUGUGCGGACUGAAUAUCCCGAGAUCAAUAUCAAGUUGUAAAUGUUUGGUGCUGCAAGCAUCCUUUUCAGGGGUCCACAACUGAGUGUAAACAAGUUGCACAAAUAAAUAUUUAUUUACUUAUUGGUUGGUGCUUUACUCCAUUGCAUUGGGGGAGGAUUGUUCUUUUAAAUUGUGUACAGUAGAUUAGUAGUUUUCACUCAUUUUGGUGUCUCAGAAUAUUAACAUUGAGGCAUACUUGCAAUUUGUGGUAAAUUAGCUGAAGUUAAAGAUGUUAACAUUAUUUCACACAUUAACUCAGGAAACAUUAAAAAUACGGUGCCUUAAUGCAGUGAGUAAUAAAAAAUAUCGAUCACCUACUGCCUGUUUACGUACAAUUAGCUACAGAGAUUUUAUUAUUCAGUACCUUCCAAAUACAGUAGGUUUUCCACCAAUGUGAUAAUGCAUUUUUGUAUUUUGUUGACCUUUUAACAUGGGUUGUAGGUUUUUUGUUCCUGAUGUGAAGUACCAGGACCAUAACUGAUGAUGUAGUUAACUGUAUAUCUUGUUUAUAACUUAGAUGCAUACAUUUCAGUCUGCCUUUCUUGGUGCUUCAUUGGAAAUUCAAUCAUGAAAUUGUUUAAAUUGAACUUAUGGUGCUUGGAGACAUCUGAAGUAUGUAAAUUAGGUAUACUUCACUUAGGUUGUUUUGUGGUCCUCGGGCUAUGUAUAUUCUUGUCUUAGCUUAAUUUAUGAUCUAUGUCAUUGCUUUUCUGUUUCUUCCAUGUCUCACUAGUUCACCUCAAAAUGUUUCAUGUGAAUAGAUUUAGACUAUAAAUUAUUAGAUUUGUUAUUGCUUAAUUAAAAGCUGGCUUUCAUCCUGUUUGUUUUUAUAAGUUUCCAUAACAGAUGUAGAAGCAUUUCAAGAUUUAACCAUACCCCAAACAUUCUUUGUAAUUAUGAACUUUAAAUACGUAAUGUAAAAAUGACUCUCGUCACUAUGGAAAUAUGGGAGGUGUGAUUUAUCUUACAUAAUAAUAGCAGUAUGUAUUAUGCCUAAAAACAUUAUUCUGUAACAUUUGAGCACCUGUGAACAGGAUACAAUAUUUUGUGCAUAAUUCUUAAUUGAGAGGAAACUAUAUGCCAAAUAACUUUUUUAAUAUUCUUAAGUGGGAGAAUAAUGUGUAAGAGAAUAAGCAGAUGAAUAAAUGUUUCUAUAUUGUGAAUGUACAUAUUUUAUAUUCAUAAGAUUUUCUAAUUUGAAAUACAAACAUACAAUGUUACCUUAGGCUAUCUUAUAUCUGAAUACUGUAAAUUGCUGUAACUUUCUUAAUCUGCACUCAAGACAAACUGCAUUAGUUGCAACAUUCUUAUAGCAACUUUAUUUAUUUUCAAGUUACUUUUUCAGUAAACAACGAGGAAAGUGAUACAAUAUAUAGUAUAUAUAAAAGAAAAUAAUAAUUAUAUGCUGUACCAAUCAGAUGCUUAAAGUACAGCAGUGUCUAGGUGGACUAUUUUGCUGUUCAGUGGUCUAGCGUUUUAAUGGUACUAAAAUAAAAUCUACAAGGAUAUUUUUAUAAUAAUAGGCAGUUAAUUUUUAUUAUGCAAAUCAUCUGAGAGGACUGUGAUCAAAAUUUUUUUUUUUUUUUUUUUUUUUUUUUUUUACAUUUGGUUAGAUCAUCAAGUAGCAAUAAAUAAACUUCAUAUUAUAUUAUUUGGCAGUUAGUUUUGAUAAGCCUUUUUGUUUAUUAAUAGUUUUAUUUGCAUUUACCUAUGUAAUGAACUGUAGUUACAUCAAAAGAGAUUAAGGCAAUAGAAUGUGAUUCUUUGGAAUUAUAUCAUGUUGAGAUUCUCACACUUCUCCUCAGAAAUCAUUUUAUACCAUUGCAGUACUAGUAAAUAUCUAUCUUGUGUUUGAAUAAGGAACCUUAAGGCUCAAUGCACUUGAUCUCAAGACCCUGUAGAAAAAAUGUAAAAGUCACAAAUAUGCACCUGGAGGUACUUUUUAUUCUGCACAAAACUUAAGAUAUUGUAUGUUAACAAAAGCCUCAUGGACAAGGGUUAAAAGUCUUCAAAAGUGAUUACAGUUUAUGAAAUGACAAGCAUCAUCAUAUGAUUUACUUCAUUUGAAAAUAUCCCAGUACUUACUAUGUAUUUCAUUCACUAUUGAAGAAUUUUGAUCUACCUCCUCGAGCAGAUUAUCCGCAGUGCCUCAUGACAUUCUCGUGAUCAUGAACUAAAAAUGUUUAAACAAAGUAUUUGUUUGAAAUUAAAUGGAGGCUAAAAAGCUUGAAUAAAUUGUGGAAUGGA